This is a messenger RNA of Uranotaenia lowii, 3123 nucleotides long. RefSeq lists its product as uncharacterized. The transcript is spliced from 3 exons. NCBI's taxonomy places the organism in Eukaryota, Metazoa, Arthropoda, Insecta, Diptera, Culicidae. The record is from RefSeq and is a predicted model, not a curated record. The coding region runs from base 1527 to 1985 and encodes 152 amino acids.
CGUCGCGUUCGGUUGUUGUCGCCGUCGCAUGUUGCUAUCGAGCGUACACACGUGUACAACCGGUUCUUGUUGAGUUUGCUCACUUGCCUGCCUGUGGUACCGUUACUUCAACCAACCUGGUGUGGCUCUGGCUACCAUUCAGGGUUACCGAAGAUCGGUUCGUUUGUUUGUGUAUGUGUGUGUAUAUUCCCACAAGAACCGAUCACUAGCACAGUGAAGAACACGAUCGGUCGGGGUCGGUUUCGAUCGGGACUCUGGCAUCUGGAAAAGGUGUUCACUGUUCAACAACGGCUUGAUUGUUAUUUGGACUGGGCUAUUCGGAUCUCUAACCCGGUUCAGUGUAUUGGUGGUAAACGAUCGUUGUGUUAGUUUUUUGUUGUGCUGAUUUUUCUGACGAAACACAGCAAAGCAAAUCGACGAAAUAAAUCGAACAAAACGAAGAACCGAAAACAUUCAGCCAACAGAAUUCAGCCCGUCGUAAAACUCGGAUCUGUAUUUGGAUUGGUGUGAUUGUUAUUUUCCCGAGGUAUCGAAAAGAUCAACUUCUGCAAAAAUUUCGAUACAUGAGAUAUAACGAAAUAAAAUGCUUUUACUCUAAGAAAAUGAUCUUAAAGUGAAAUAUUUGCAGUGCAAUAGAAGAAAAAUCAAACGAUUGCACAGCAAUCGUUAAAAUUGUGCAUAUAAAGCUAUGUGUCUGUAAAAAUAGGAAGAAUUAUAAGAAAAAUGAUAAAUUGAAGGUAAAAAAAUCAUUACCCAAAAAGUAAGUGUGUGAGUUCCAAGCCAGAAAGGAAAUUCUCCAGCCCAUCUUACCUUCGAUUAAAAUAUAAAAGAAAAAAAAAACGAAACGAAACGAAGAAACAUCGACGGCUAGUUUGUGUUGUAUUUAAACAAGGAAACCCGAGAAGAGAAGGAACGAAGCGAAACGAAAACCCGUCUAGAAUCCUACAGAUACCUGUUGCGGGCUCGUGUAACCUAAUUAUCGCCACGGAGAAUGUUUGCCGAAACUUAACAACGCGCUGUAGUUUAGAGGUGUCUCGAUUAGGAGUGUAAACAAGUGGAACAACCAAAUUACGGUCGGGUUAUCAUACUAGAGAGGGCACUAUUGGGCAAUAUUGGGCAACCGCAACAACAAUACUUGCUGGCGACAAGCUUGGGAGAAAAAUAAAUAUUUAAAGGAAAGCUGUGUGCUGCAAGAAAAUUUCUGGAAAAAAGAGUUCUUCAAUACCAGAUCUAGGCUGCUGUUGUGCAAUAAAGUGGGUGCAGUGGGAAGUGUCUGUGUGUCUGUGUCUACGCGAUUGCUCUUAUCAGAGUGCUAUCAGAAUAAAAAUACAUAACCUCGCUGCCGCGAGUGUAAAUAGAUAAGGGGUCCACCUAGCUGGAGCAGAGAUAACGGUUUUUCUAGUGCGCUUCUCAUACGCAUUUGUAAGUUGUUUGAAAAAAAAGGGGUGCUACAGUUAAGGUUGAAUAAAAGUUAUAUGAUGAAUGUGGUGCUGCAAAUGUCCAGCCCCAAGUAUUGAAUUGCCGUAAUGGAAGCUGCCGAACGGCUAGAUCAGCUAACGACAACGACGUCUACGGGAGCAGUGAUCCGGAAGAAGCGACAAUUUAUGGCGACGCGGUCCUAUUCUAGGCUCGAUGAUGAAGUGUUGUCCAGCAGCAGCAGCCAAUGCAGUCCGAUCUGUAUGAGUAUCGCAGAUGAUGAGCGUUGCUGCAGCGUUGCUCCGAUGAAGAUGCGUGCCAAACAGAAUGAUAAUGUUAUGAAUAGUAAUAAUCAACGGCGACCAAAAGCGUUGGUGAUGGCGGCUUCGCGAUGUUGUUCUAGAUCGGCCGGGUCAAGAUUGGGCCAUCGCUUAUCAACGGUCUGGAGAGCUGCGGUCACGAUGCUGACAAUGUUGGCACUACUCCAUGGAACGCGUCCAUCGCCAGUUGAUGCAGGUAAACUACAAAAAUACUUCUCGGAAACAAACUUCAGCUCAAAACAAAAUUGAUGGUAAAUUAGAAACAUCAAAAAGAUCAAUCAAUUUUAAUCGAAGUGAGUGAUUCCUAAAUUUUAGAAUAAAUUCUAGUUCCAUUCCUUUUGGUCGUCCCCUCGAGUUGUCCCACACUGUUAGACUUAACUUAAGCUAAUCAAACAGUCAGAGGGUUCCAUUGAUUAGUCGUCUAGCAGUAGCGAGAAUCGGUUUCCACUCAAUCAUUCCUUCCAGCUUACCUUCGUUUGUUCCGAAAUCGAAAGGGGCGGCUGUUUUCCGCCUUCCCUUCAACAAAGUGGCAUCAAUUACUUAAGUCAACUCGAAGCCCCCUUUCUCUCGGUGUUCUCCCUUCAAAUUUCUGCGGAAAUCGGUCAUUCUCUCGGUACCCGACAAAACUUAACAGAAUCCAUACGUGCAGUGUCUGUGUCUAAUAAUAAUGCAUUACAUGCCGCUGCACUAUUAAGUAGAAACAGAGAAAGGCGGCAGACGAACCGCACAUUUGGUGCAUUAGAUGAUCUGUUUUCCGGCUACAAAUGUACGAAUAUUGGUUUCUCGAGUUCCCUCAACGCGACUCAACUCAAUUCAACUCGAGUCGCAUUUUGCCGCACAUACGCCUCAAUGUCAGCAGCAACGCGACCAGACAGACAUAUUUGACGGUAAUAGACAACAUAAAUUAAACUCCCCGGAGUUGCCGCUGCCGCAGCCAGCGAGUAGAGAAACCCGGCAAAUGUUUGGUGCGGCUGGCGUGAAAGAUGAAAAUAAAAGGAAAAUAAGGAAAACGGAAAGGAAAAAUAAUAUACCUACUCUCAUAGAUGGAACAUAUCGAAAGACGCAUUCACACACAUGAAGGGAGGAAAUCGUCAAAUUUGUUUCACACCCCCGAAUCAUCGGAUCAUCACUUCUUCUGGCAAGGAUAUUAAUUUUCGUCGAGAAACGUGGUUGAACUGACUUUUUGAAACAUUCGAGUUUUGAACCUUGAAAGGGAUCUACAAAAUUCAAAAGGUGAAUAGGCACAUUUAAAAAAUUUACCCUUCUCAAAGUGGAAAAUUUUGAAUUAUUUUUUUAUAGAUUCACCUGGUCAAUGCAAGACCAGAAAAAGGGCAAAAAGACAAAAAAGACAAAAAAGACAAAAAAGACAAAAAAGACAAAAAAGACA